CAAACGAAUCAUACUUGAUGAAGUUCGACUGGACUCGGAUAACUUGACCCGAUUUGAACCACAUCAGAGUUAAUUGAAACAGAGUUGACUCGAGCGAGUCACACAUCUUGAGGGUCUGAAUUGGAUCAUACUGAAACGAGUUUGAGUUGACUCGGACGAGUCGCACCUUAACCUAUGCACCUCUUAGUUAAACCUGCGCACCAUCCCCCAACGAAAAAAGAAAAAAGAAAAAAAAGAAAAAAAAAAAAGAAAAAAGAAAAAAAAGAAGCCCAAAACAGCAACAAGAGAGGGAGAAAGAAAGGACAUGCUCCUCCCCUUGUCUCCUCCCUCCACAAUGCCUCCUCAGAACUCCUUCUCUUCCAAACCCAAGAAACCCUCCUCAAACCCUAACCCUAACCCUAACCAUAGCAGCAGCAGCAGCAGCAGCUCCCAUCUCCUCCUCUGCAAGCACCACCACCAUUCCCCUUCUGCCACAACCCUCGACCUCCUCAUCCUCCUCCUCGUUCUCUUCUCUUCCCUUUUUCUCAUAUCCUCCCUCCUCUCUCACCUCUUCCAUUCUCUCUCUCUUCUUCUUUCCCCUCCCCCACUCCUUCCCCUUCCCCUCCUUCUCUCCUUCCUCCUCUUCUCUGCUAUUUCGAUCGCAGCCGUCGAAUUCUUCUGCCCUACCUCCCGCCGAUGCUCCAACCCUCGCUGUAAGGGCCUCAAGAAGUCCCUCGAGUUCGAUAUCCAGCUCCAGACCGAGGAAUCCCUCCGCUCGCCUUCCUCCCGUGAGAUUGACCUUCUUCCUUGGAAGGGUGGCUCCGAUUCCAACCCCGACUACGACUGCCUCCGAUCCGAGCUCCGACGCAUGGCGCCCCCCAAUGGCCGCGCUGUCCUGCUUUUCAGAUCCCGGUGCGGUUGUGCCAUUGCCAAGCUCGAGGCGUGGGGUCCCAAGCGCAGCCGCCGGCAUAAGAAGGGUGUGGGUACUUUGGCUAUUGAUGGAGGAGAUCGCUCUGAUCGUUAGUGGUGGUCCCAGUGCAGGUCCUAUUGGUUGGUCAGUUUUACCUGUGUCGUUUUUCCCUCAGGUUUUGAAUUCCUUGAAUUUUCUUUCCUAGAUAGAAUCUUCACUCAUGCAAAUGACUAUUCUCGGCCAAAAAGAAAAAAAAAAGGUGGGUCUGUCCAAGUAGUUAAAAAAAAGAAAAGAAAAGGUGAAAAGAAAAGGAACCUCCAGCCUGACAACAUAUAUCCCUGCCAUGUCUGGACAACAUUAUUGGCGUAUGAUUGUUGGCUAUCUUGGGAGGUGAUUUCCUCCAGUCUGUUGUGAACGCUGUCAGGAUAGAGUCGAUAAUACCAAUAAUAUAUACAAAGGGGCAAUGGACGUGGGUUUGCUACCUUUCGCAAUCAUUAUCAUCAUCGUCCAGUUUUGUUUCUGCUGCUUCUUUUUUUUUUCUUCUUGUAUUUUUUAUGGAGAAUGAUUAUUUAUGAUCAUCUGUCUGAAGAAAUAGAGGUCAUGUGACCAGCAAAAUACAGGAGGGCCCUCUCACAUGAUCUGUCAAAAUAGCUAGCGUUGCAUGGGUGUUGGUGUAUGGGGCCAGUCGUGGCAGCAAGGCUAUUGUUCUUGUUUUUUGUUUUGGAUUUUGGGAUGCGAUGUAAGCGGCUGUUUAUGUGUAGCAAUUCCCAUCUGCAAAAUGAUUGGGAGAGUUUGCAUUUAGAUACAAAUAUUUGCAGCCAUUUGAUGAACAGAGAAUUGCUUAGGCCUUAAAUUUUAAAGGGAAAUACUGGAACGCCUGACAUUGGAUUUUUGCA
Molecule: messenger RNA, 1785 nt
Organism: Magnolia sinica
Lineage: Eukaryota; Viridiplantae; Streptophyta; Magnoliopsida; Magnoliales; Magnoliaceae
Exons: 2
Coding region: 305-1003 (232 amino acids)
Source: RefSeq, a predicted model, not a curated record